AACAAUUUCCUUCAUUUCCAAAAACCCUUAAACCCCACACCAGACAGUAACCAUUUCCUUUCCACACAACAAUGUCGAACAUUCCCCCUGAACUAAUCAGUGACAUAUUUUCUCUACUUCCAGUGAAGUCACUGUUGAGAUUCAGGUGCUUAUCAAAAUCAUUCAAAGCCCUUAUUGACAGCCCAAAAUUCAUCCAAUCUCACCUCAAACAUCAAUCUCUUAAACCCAACUCAGAUAUGAAGCUUAUUCUCAAGUCUCACAAUCUUUUCUCGCUUGACUUCACUUCAAUCUGUAACAAAGACUCAACCCAACAACCAAAAGAGCUUCAACACCCGUUAAAACAUCUCAAUGGCCCAACACAUGUACUAGGUUCUUGUCGUGGUUUGCUUUUGAUAUCUAACAACUUGAAUGACAAUGGUGUUUGGAAUCUGUAUACUAAGAUGUUUCGAAAAUUGCCUGUUUGUGAUAUUAACCCUUCAAGAAGAACUCCAUGUGGACAAGGUCCUGGUUUGGCCCAAAUUUGCGGUGGUUUUGGGUAUGAUGAUUCUACUGAUGAUUAUAAGGCGGUUAAAAUAGAUCAAUGGUACCACCCUGAUGAUGAACCUUCGUUAGUUUCUGCGACGAUGGUUUAUAGUUUGAAGUUGGGUGUGUGGAAGAAUGUUCAGGAUUGUCCUUAUUGGUUGAUUAAGGAAGAUAAUGGCACGUUUGUUGGAGGUGCGUUGAACUGGAUUGCUACUGAGGAACCCUUAGUGAGGGGGAGUCCCGUGAUUCUUGUUGGUCUUAAUCUUGUAAGUGAGAGGUUUGAGGAGGUGUUGUUUCCUGAGAAUUUGGGCAAGCCGUUGAAAUCGAAUUUGGCUGAAUUGGGAGAAUGUAUUUGUUUGGUUUUAGGUUACGUCACUAAUGCAAGGAAUUACGUGUUAGAUCAUGUUGACGUAUGGGUGAUGAAGGAGUAUGGAGUGAAAGAGUCUUGGGUAAAGUUGUUUUCAGUUGAGCAGUUAGAGGGUCGUCAACAUUUCAGUUAUCUAAGGCCAAUAGCAUAUUCAGUGAGUACUGGUAGUGAUGAAGUUCUUCUGGAAAUGGAUAACAAAAAGUUCCUAUGGUAUAAUCUUGAAAAGAAGGCAAUCAAACAUGCUAGGAUUAGUGGCGGUUUUGACUAUUUCGAAUCCUUUGUCAGCUUGGGAAGCCUUGUCCCCUUAUAUGGGAAUGGAUAUGAAAAGAUUGAACUUUAAAGCAACUAGAGAGAUGUUUAAAUUGAGAGUAUAGAGGUACCUAAUCCAGCAGCUGGAUAAUCCGAUGUGUUAGCAGUCCUUGGUGGUCUCCCAAUAGUGUACAGUAGUAAUUAUUUACAGUAGUAAUUAUUUACAGCAGUAGUAAUUUACAGUAGUAGUUAUUUGCAGUUAUUAUUUCUUUGUAGUAGUUAUCUGCAGUUUCUUUUGUUGUAGUUAUCUGCACUUUCUUAUUCUAGUAAUGUUAGGAAAACAUGUCCUAGUUAUUAGGGGUCGUUAUCUUAUCAGCUGUAUUUAAACUCUAUGUUUAUUCAAUGAAGUUAGGCAGAAAAUUAUUCUAGUUUUUGAGUACUUAAAACUCAAGAGAUCGCAGGUUCUCUCCUAACGAACCAGCAUCAUAGGUCGGAAAAAGAAAUCAUCUUCUCUUAAUUCUCUCUACGUUAACUCUGAUUCUGUCUUACAUCGUCUCUUAACUCGAUCCAUAGCCGGGGACUGUAACACGAUGGUUUCUCAAUCUACAGGGAGCAAAAUCAACUAGCAGAUAGGUUAGCACUCAAGCAGCUCGAACUAAUGUUGGGACUGCCACUUCUUUUUGGGAUCCCCCACCACAUAUUUUGGAUGUUUUGCAUGAUGAUAAAGUGGGGAAACUUCAUCAAACGUAUGGUAUCUAAAGUAUUUAGGACCUCAGCAACUGCCUCAAACAAUGUCAUCUAUUUUGAGUAGAAACAACUCCUGUGUACCUGUAGGAACUAACGCAGUAGGCUCUGUAUCUGUAGCUUCUAAAGUAAUAGCAGUAAGUAGUACUAUAGUGUCGCAGACAUAUGCUCCCUUGUAGUUUGUAUUUUCCUAUAUAUAAUUUCAUCUUUCUUUCCCAAAAGAAGGAACUGUUACAGUGUUCAAUUCCAGCAGCUAUAAUAAAGCCUGAGAAAUAGAUAAUGGAAUAUGGCUUUUUCUAUUCGAAGAACAGAAAAAGUACGGAAUAGAAAUUUUUGCUUAUCAAAUGAAUGAAUAUUAUUUCUGAUGAUAUUAGGAAUAGAAUUUUAAUGUGUAAAGAUUAUUAAAUGAAAGACAGCAGGAAGGUUACACGGUACCAUUUUAAUCAUUAAAUUCUAAACAUCCUGGAAUGUUAUAAGCUGCUAUACACCAGGAAGAUUACUACCAUUUUAAAUCUUCCAUUUCAUCUGCUUCUCAGUCUCUCUUAUGAAUAGGUUCAUCUUAUCUAUAGUCUGGUAGCGUCAAGAAUAUGUCACACAAACCGGCUUAACAUGAGAGCUUAGCUCAACUAGAAAGACAAUUUUCGUUAAACUAAUUGAUGAUUCCUCAGUAGUUCAGCUUGAUUCUCUUAUCCAGACCUUGAGUAGAUGUAAUUUGGCAACAGUUUUCUGUCUAUUUUUCGCUGUCUUGCUUCACGUUUUCCAACUGCAGGGAGUAUCCGCUUUUUGUUUGGAACUUUUGCUACUGGAAAGGAAGCCCCCUUUAGAUUCUCAGGAUAAUGGUAAUGACUUAUUUUCCACCCCUUCCCUGUAGUCUUUUUCAUUUUUUAGAGUUUCGGAGACUGCUAUAUGAUAGGUCCAAAGGUGAUUUGGAUGAUUUUCAUGUUGCUGCACAGCAUAGAAAUUGAAACAGAUAAUUGCACAAAAUUGUAUUCAUAGACUCAUAGUGUUUAUGGAUCCUUCUUUGAUUAAAGUGAGAAGUUCUGGUAUCUACUUUCUUUUUCUAUGUUUGUAUUGAAGAAACCAAAUGACAACAACUUCAACAUCAAUAAAUGAGCCAGAUAUACUUAUUAUCGUUUCUCUAGAGGAGUGUUUUAUGUUAUAGUAUUAUACAUAUAGCAUGAUAUUUUAUUCCAUUAUAGAAAUAUAGAGCUAGGGCGGCCACUUCAUGGCGUGCCAAUUCCAGUUUUGAACUACCAACAGACUUGUUCCAUAGUUUUCAACUGAGUGGCAGAUCCGACGCGACUAACAGAUAAGGCGAUGUUAACAAGCCAACAAUUAUAUCUAAUCCAUCAAAACAAUUUCUUAUCCUACUACGUUAAAUUGCAAGUGCUAUUAUAUCAUGCUUUCAAUUUAUAGUGCUAAGAUACACAUAUUUCAUGCAUAUUACAGUUUCCAGUCUGAAAUUGUUUACUUACUGUUCCCUAUCUUGAUAACAAGUUGGAUUUGUGGUAUCCAGAAAGCAUAUUAUAUGUCAUUUUUCUUCAACUGGUUAACUUCAGUUCGCUUCCUUAGAUAAACAAAUCUACCUGCAAUUUACCAGAUUUUAUGAUUGCAUUCUUGCCAUUCAUCUCAACUAUUUGAUAUUUUAUCUUUGCUAUUCGCUAUUGUAUUAGCUUCUUCACUUUUACAUUGUUUGGCGAUACAUUAUUUUUCCUUUUUCAGGUGUGAGAAUGAUCGAGAUGUCCUAAAUAAAGUUUUUAGGUAAUUAAAGCAAUAUGUCUUGCUGUUAUAAGAGAGGACAUGCCACUUUUGCUGAAGUUUAUGACCAAGAUGAAAUACCAGAAGCAUUGUUCACCAGUGUCCACUAUAGGCAAUGUGGAGGUGACUUUUGGAAUGUACAUGUUUUAGGUCUUAAAUGUAAAACAUUCCCUCUUCUUUUAAACUCUGAUGUACCUCUAGUGUAGUUUUGUC
Lycium ferocissimum is the source of this 3853-nucleotide messenger RNA. Its product is annotated as F-box protein CPR1-like. The record is from RefSeq and is a predicted model, not a curated record. Bases 72 to 1229 code for a protein of 385 amino acids. NCBI's taxonomy places the organism in Eukaryota, Viridiplantae, Streptophyta, Magnoliopsida, Solanales, Solanaceae. Gene Ontology annotation, molecular function: protein binding. The transcript is spliced from 2 exons.